Olea europaea var. sylvestris is the source of this 468-nucleotide messenger RNA. RefSeq lists its product as uncharacterized. The annotation marks the transcript as partial. The transcript is spliced from 2 exons. Lineage: Eukaryota; Viridiplantae; Streptophyta; Magnoliopsida; Lamiales; Oleaceae. The record is from RefSeq and is a predicted model, not a curated record.
AUGUCUCUCAACGCUUUUUUCGUAAUUAUAAAACAAAACCAACUUGUCGAGGAUAAUUAUGUGGAUUGGAAACGUAAUUUGAUGUUUGGGCUUAUUGACGAAAAACUUGAUUUUGUUCUCAAAGAAGAAUACGUGUUACAGCAAAAACUUGAAAGUUUGGAGACCUCUUAUGACAUACUAGAAAGCCUGAAGGGCGUGUUUGGACAUCAAAGUAGGAGGGCUCACUUUGAGGCCAUUCAUAUCUUACAGAACAUCUGCAUGAAACCGGGAACGCCUGUGAAGGAUCAUAUGUUGACUAUGAUUGCACACUUCAACGUGGCGGAGAAUCUGGGUACAACUAUUGAUCAGGAAACUCAAGUUGAUAUGGUAUUAAAUUCUUUAUCUGAUAUGUGUUCACAGUUUACUGUGGACUAUCACUUGCACAAGAUGAAUAUGCCAUUAACUGAGUUGAUGAAUGAGUUGCAAAAU